AUGGAACGAUUGCAACAACUAAUGCGAGGAAUGGGACCAGGAGGUCUAGGCGGAGGUGCUGGAUCAGAUGCACCCACUCCAGAUUGUGCCGAGAAGGUUCAUAUUUCCUCCCUGGCGUUAUUGAAGAUGCUCAAACAUGGGCGUGCCGGUGUUCCAAUGGAAGUGAUGGGCCUCAUGCUGGGUCAAUUCGUGGACGAUUACACCAUCAACUGCGUGGACGUCUUUGCCAUGCCGCAGUCCGGAACCACUGUGAGUGUCGAAUCCGUGGACCACGUCUUUCAAACCAAAAUGUUGGACAUGCUCAAGCAGACGGGCCGACCCGAAAUGGUGGUGGGUUGGUAUCACUCCCAUCCAGGAUUUGGCUGCUGGCUUUCGUCCACGGAUAUCAACACGCAAUCCUCCUUUGAAGCCCUCAAUAGUCGGGCCGUCGCUGUCGUCGUAGAUCCCAUUCAGUCCGUCAAGGGCAAGGUGGUCAUUGACUGCUUUCGUUUGAUCAACCCGCAACUCAUGAUGUUGGGCCAAGAACCACGUCAAACUACCAGCAACAUUGGACACUUGCAAAAGCCAUCCAUUCAGGCGCUCAUUCAUGGAUUGAAUCGUCACUAUUAUUCCAUCGUCAUUGAUUAUCGCAAGAAUGAACUGGAGGAACAAAUGCUCAUGAAUUUGCACAAGCGCAAUUGGACGACUGGUUUGUCCUUGGAGAAAUUUGAAAAUCAUCAGCAAUCCAAUGAGGAGCAUGUUCAGAAAAUGUUGCAGCUCACCAAGGAUUACAACGAACGAGUAAAAGAGGAAGAGGGGAAGACUACGGCGCAAAUUCUAGUGGACAAUGUGGGAAAGGUUGAUCCCAAACGUCACUUGGAGACUUCUGUUGCCGAUCUAAUGAGUUCCAACAUUGUGCAAUGUUUGGGAACCAUGUUGGACACUGUUGUCUUUUAA
Messenger RNA from Cylindrotheca closterium, 936 nucleotides. The record is from the annotation of a GenBank genome assembly. NCBI's taxonomy places the organism in Eukaryota, Bacillariophyta, Bacillariophyceae, Bacillariales, Bacillariaceae.